UAUGGGGCAGAACCUGGACAAAGUGGAAGAGGGUAAACAGGUCCCGGGUGAAGGAUCGGAGAAGACGGGGCGGUGCAAUGACUCCGGAGGUGUGGGCAGUCAAGCAGGUGAUGUCAUGGAGGGAGCAAAUGCAUGUGAGGAGGAAGCUGGUAACACUGGCGAAAAGUCAGGGGAGCCGAACUCUCAGCAUCUGGAUGGAAGCCCCAGCAACGAGCCAACAACACCUUCUGGUGAGAAGCACAUAAAUUUGUGCGAGAGUCCUUCUGCUGCAAGGGAGGUGAGACAGGGAGGGGCUGCAGGAAAGGAGGGAGGAGAAGGAGGAGGUGGAGGCAGCAAUGCUCCACCGGUUCCACAUGAGACGGACAAGAACUGCCAGAGUACUUCGAGAAUUAAGGAAAGUGCAAGAGCACACAAGCCGCUGAAUCAAACCAAACCAGAGGAAAAGAAGACUGGGCUGAAGCUUCAAGCCUUAUCAAAGAUCAAGAUGGAGAAUCAGGUUGAGGAAACUUUCCCAAAGGAGGAGAACCUAGCUGAAAACUCAGAUGGCUCUGUAAUCCUGAAGAGCAGCAACUGUGGAGCUCAUGCAGAAAGUAAGUCGCUGCUUGUUCUGAAAGAGGCCGUGAUUGUUGAAGUUGGGAAUCAGGAUAUUGAGCUUUGUGCAGAAAUAGUGAGCUGCUUCAGUGAGAGGAAGGAACCGCCUCCAGCUCAACACCAACAUCCUUUGAAAAACAGCCUGCAGAAAGAGUCUUUAUUAGACAUGAGUGAUACCAUUCACUCCAAAGGUAAAAGGCCUCCAAAAGAGAGAGCGGAGAAUAAUACAAAAGAAGAAACACUAACAGGUGGGCCAAUGCCAGUUUUGAAUGACUCCUCUUCAGCAAGGUUUACUGACACUCAUGACCAAGGACCACUAGAACUGGACGCAAGUGAAACAAAUGCAAAUCAAACCAUGUCCUAUGAUUCAGCAUCAAGUCCAGUCUUAGACAAUGAGCCCAGCUCUAUUUUGGAGAAGCUCCUGAAGAGAAACAAAGUAGGGGCAACUUCGUCUCUUUCUAAAAUAAAGGAGGUCGACACUGGCAACAAGGAAGCCACAGAUGUUCCUGUGAAGAAAGAUGCAAAGAGAAUCCCUGACAGCACAGUAACAGAGACAUCCAGUGACCAGACUGAGCAGUCAAAAUGUGACAAGAAGGAGACUUUACCCUCCUCUGCAGAUUCUAAAAACAAACAAUCGAAAUCAAACCUUGCAAAGACAGACAGGCACAGUAAGGACCAGGAUAUGAGGCAGACUGCCACUGCUUCCAAUGCGACCUCAGAUUCACUUUGUUCUCAGACAGGGGUGACUGAGGUCACUAUGUGUGACAGCUCAGUCACAAAAUCACAUAAUUCCAAAGCUGAGAACAUAAACUCAGGAGAUGCUUCAGUCAAGGAGGAGACAGAGAUGAAGCCAAAGAAAGGGCCCUCUAACAAUGUGCACUCUGAUGAGUUACAAUCAGCUGUUUCACAUGAAACAAUGCCAUGUGAUGCGGGUCGUGUGAUCUCUGAGGAAUCUGCACCUUCUGAUCCAAAGUCUCCAACUACAAAAAGUGAUGGGAAGAUUGCUGACUCAGGCCAUUCUCUCACUGCUGAGGAGACAGACAGCAGUAAAGUAAAAGCACCUCCACAGAAGGAGGAUGACAGUGAAAGUAAAACUGAUUCACAGCUAUCUGGUCCUGAGAAGGCAGACGCUCAGUCAGCAAAGAAAAAGAAAGUCAAAGAGUCCCCCAAAGACGCUGCUGCACCAGCUGUGGAUGCUGGAUCUGUUGUGGCCGCAGGUGAGACAGUUACCUCAGAGGAAGGCCGAAAGACCUCAGUCAGUGUGAAGCAGGAUCUUGGUGUGACACUUUACUCAGAAACUGACAAGAAACCUGGCAAAGAUGAUACUGUCUCAAUGAGAGACAAAUCCCAGAGCUCUCCCAAAUCUAGGCCUGUCUCAGAACUCAUAAAGGAGACAAUUCAGAUGCAUGAAAAGCUGCAGCAGCAGGACCGGCCCAAACCAGUUGAAGUCAAGUCUGAUGAGCAGGGUCAGUCUGUGAAGGUGGCACAGAUGAAGGCAGCCUUUGACUCACCUCAGAAAACUCCAGACAAGGCAGUCGAGAGGAAGCCAUCGAUGAGAAAAGGUAAGGGCAUCGAAAUCUAG
Molecule: messenger RNA, 2173 nt
Organism: Acanthochromis polyacanthus (spiny chromis)
Lineage: Eukaryota; Metazoa; Chordata; Actinopteri; Pomacentridae
Exons: 1
Coding region: 2-2173 (723 amino acids)
Source: RefSeq, a predicted model, not a curated record